CCAGUAGUUGCCAACUUAUAUAAUACGCGAGUUCACCUCAAGAAGAAGAAAUAGAUUAUAAACCAACUCCACCUCAACGAAGAAAAACCAUUCAGCAAGAAACAUAGACAAACCCACUUCUGAUACACAUUAAACGAUCUAUCACUUUCCUUCAAGAAAAAAGCUACAUUUUAAAUACAAUCUUUCACAAUCACAAGCAAAAUAUUCCCAAGUCUAUAUGCUCUUAUUUCAAGUGCUAACCUUUCUUUUCCACUUCUUUUAUAUAUUUAUAUUAUUAUUACUACACUUACACCACUUCUAUGUGGCUUUUUUUCUUUUAUUUUCUUUCUUGCUGGGAUGUUGUUCAACGGCUGCUUCCGACACAUUUAGGUACUACCCCAAUAAAUAAUUCAUUUUCUUGGUAUAUAUAAUUUGGUGCGUGUCAGUACGUGUUGUCUUCAAAGUUCUUUACUGGGGCGGGUGGUUUGGCAAAUGGGUCGUUGUUAGAAUUCCUGAAUUUGCACUGCAAAUGAUUUUCUUGAAUUUCUGAGAGCAUCUUCCAUGGAUCUUGAAAGUGGGUCUUAUCAGAAUCUAGUAAAGAGAGAGUCUUGGAGAACAACACUUACAUUGGCUUAUCAGAGUUUGGGAGUUGUAUACGGGGACUUGGGUAUAUCACCAUUGUAUGUGUACAAGAAUACUUUUGAUGAAGAUAUUGCACAUUCUGAGUCCAACGACGAAAUCUAUGGAGUUCUGUCCCUUGUCUUCUGGACAUUAACUCUUAUUCCUCUUUUGAAGUAUGUGUUCAUUGUGCUGAGAGCUGAUGACAAUGGCGAAGGAGGCACAUUUGCACUGUAUUCACUCUUAUGUAGACACGCCAAAGUAAAUUCAUUGCCUAGUUGUCAGUUGGCUGAUGAGGAUUUGUCUGCUUACAAGAAGGAUAUCACUAGUCCUGAACCAUCAACUUUUGGGGCAAGGCUAAAAUCUACUCUUGAAAGAUACAGAGUGUUGCAGAAAUCUUUGCUUGUGUUGGCUCUUCUUGGUGCUUGUAUGGUGAUUGGAGAUGGUAUAUUGACUCCAGCGAUUUCGGUAUUUUCCGCAGUUUCUGGUGUUGAACUUGCCAUGGCAAAAGAGCAUCACAAGUAUGUAGAAGUACCAGUUGCUUGUAUCGUACUGAUAGCCUUGUUUGCCCUUCAACAUUAUGGCACCCACAGGGUUGGAUUCUUGUUCGCCCCCGUGGUCAUAAUAUGGCUCUUGUGCAUCAGUGCUAUUGGUCUGUAUAAUAUUCUCCACUGGAAUCCUCACGUGUAUCGAGCUCUAUCACCAUACUACAUUUACAGAUUCUUAAAGAAAACUCAGGUAGAAGGUUGGAUGUCCUUGGGAGGAAUUCUACUCUGCAUAACAGGUUCAGAAGCAAUGUUUGCAGAUCUUGGGCACUUUUCCCAGUUGUCGAUAAAGAUAGCUUUCACAUUUUUUAUCUACCCAUCACUGGUCCUUGCAUAUAUGGGGCAAGCUGCAUAUCUUUCUCAGCAUCACGAUAUUCAAACUGAUUACCGGGUUGGAUUUUACGUCUCUGUACCUGAGAAAUUAAGAUGGCCGGUUCUGGUGAUUGCUGUCCUUGCUGCAGUGGUUGGAAGCCAAGCCAUUAUUACCGGAACUUUUUCAAUCAUUAAGCAGUGCUCUGCUCUGGGGUGCUUUCCUAGAGUCAAAAUAGUUCACACGUCUUCAAAAUUUCAUGGGCAGAUAUACAUACCUGAAAUCAAUUGGAUUUUGAUGAUCCUAUGUCUUGCUGUCAUUAUUGGCUUCAGAGACACCAGGCGAAUGGGUAACGCAUCAGGUCUGGCAGUUAUUACUGUGAUGUUGGUUACAACUUGCUUGAUGUCGCUCGUAAUUGUUUUAUGCUGGCACCAGAGCGUUCUUCUAGCAAUUAUCUUCGUUUUAUUUUUUGGUGCAAUAGAAGCCCUCUUUUUCUCUGCUACUCUGAUCAAAUUCCUAGAAGGAGCCUGGGUGCCAAUUGCCUUUUCAUUCGUCUUCAUGAUAGUGAUGUGUGUCUGGCACUAUGGGACACUGAAAACGUACGAGUUUGAUGUUCAAAACAAGGUAUCUGUUGACUGGCUCCUCGAGCUCGCUCCCAGUUUGGGCAUCGUACGGGUACGUGGCAUCGGCCUCAUACACACAGAACUUGUAUCCGGAAUCCCAGCUAUCUUCUCUCAUUUCGUCACCAAUCUUCCAGCCUUCCACCAGGUUCUUGUUUUCCUAUGCAUUAAAUCCGUCCCCGUUCCCCAUGUUAGACACGAGGAGCGUUUCCUUGUCGGACAUAUUGGUCCGAAAGACUACCGUAUCUACAGAUGCAUUGUCCGGUAUGGUUAUCGUGAUGCUCACAAGGACGACUUACAAUUUGAGAACGAUCUUGUUUGUAGCAUAGCAGAGUUUAUAAGGACUGGAAAGACAUGUCUAACCGACGCAGACAAACACUCACCAACACAAGGUGAUGAAAUGGUUGUAGUUGGGACACCCUCUACUCAUCUAGAUGGGAUUCAAUUGUGUGAGGAAAACGGGGCAAAUCUUGAAAUGCCUGGAACGUCUGAGCUAAGAGAAAUACGGUCUCCACCGGCUGUUAAGCCAAGAAAACGAGUAAGGUUUGUGAUUCCUGAGAGCCCGAUGAUGGACAAAGGUGCACGUGAGGAGCUACGGGAGCUAAUGGAAGCUAGAGAAGGCGGCGUGGCAUACAUAUUGGGACACUCAUAUGUGAGAGCAAAGCAAGGGUCAAGUUUGGUAAAGCAAAUGGUGAUAAAUUUUGGGUAUGAUUUUUUGAGGAGGAAUUGUAGGGCUCCCACUUAUGCUUUGAGUGUGCCUCAUGCUUCAACAUUAGAAGUGGGAAUGGUGUACCAUAUAUAAAUGGAUGUGGGUUGUAAAGAAUGUUUUUCAAGUGUUUUUGUACAUGUGUUUUGUAACUAGAUGGAAUUAUUACAGAUGUUGAUGGUACUGAAAAUGAGAUUGUUAGAAAGAUAUGAGAUAA
Sesamum indicum (sesame) is the source of this 2995-nucleotide messenger RNA. Its product is annotated as potassium transporter 6. Gene Ontology annotation, molecular function: potassium ion transmembrane transporter activity. Lineage: Eukaryota; Viridiplantae; Streptophyta; Magnoliopsida; Lamiales; Pedaliaceae. Gene Ontology annotation, cellular component: membrane. The record is from RefSeq and is a predicted model, not a curated record. Gene Ontology annotation, biological process: potassium ion transmembrane transport.